AUGUUUCUUGGAGUGCACUGGGACUUGGAGGAAAAGCUUCCAAGAGAACAGAGUUCAGAUAACAGAGAUGAUCGAAAGGACUGCACUCCUGUGAUCAAGCGACAGCAAGGCUGUGAACCAAAGAGGUGCUCCUGCGAUCCUUCUUUCAUAGACAAGCACCUCACCACCCGGGUAACUCAUCUCUUGCUGAAGUUUGGAGCUGAUGUGAAUGCAAGUGGGGAAGUUGGAGACAGGCCUCUUCAUUUAGCUUCUGCCAAAGGCUUUCUCAACAUUACAAAGCUCCUGAUGGAAGAAGGAAGCAAAGCUGAUGUGAAUGCUCAGGACAACGAAGACCACGUUCCUCUGCACUUCUGCUGUCGAUUCGGGCACCAUGAGAUUGUCAAGUUCUUACUGCAUAGCAGCUUUGAAGUUCAGCCCCACGUGGUGAACAUCUAUGGAGACACACCGCUACACCUUGCUUGUUACAGUGGGAAGUUUGACGUGGUCAAGGAAAUGAUUCAACUCUCAGGAACAGAAAGUCUCACUAAGGAGAACAUCUUCAGUGAAACGGCUUUCCACAGUGCUUGCACCUAUGGAAAGAACAUAGAACUUGUAAAAUUCCUUCUCGACCAGAAUGUCGUAAGCAUCAAUCACCAGGGAAGAGAUGGACAUACAGGACUGCACUGUGCUUGCUACCAUGGCCAUAUUCGUCUGGUGCAGUUUUUGCUGGAUAAUGGAGCUGAUAUGAAUCUGGUCGCUUGUGAUCCCAGCAGGUCCAGUGGAGAAAAGGAUGAGCAGACCUGCUUGAUGUGGGCUUAUGAGAAAGGUCAUGAUGCCAUUGUGACCCUUCUGAAGCACUACAAAAGGCCUCAGGAUGAAUCACCCUGUAACGAAUACUCACAGCCUGGAGGAGAUGGUUCCUACGUGUCAGUUCCAUCCCCUCUGGGAAAGAUUAAAAGCAUGACUAAAGAAAAGGCAGACGUGCUCCUCCUCCGUGCUGGUUUGCCAUCGCACUUCCAUCUUCAGCUCUCUGAAAUAGAGUUCCAUGAGAUCAUUGGCUCAGGGUCUUUUGGAAAAGUAUACAAGGGGCGAUGCAGAAAUAAAAUCGUAGCAAUUAAACGCUAUCGAGCCAACACCUACUGCUCCAAGUCUGAUGUGGACAUGUUUUGCCGUGAAGUUUCCAUUCUCUGUCGGCUGAAUCAUCCAUGUGUCAUCCAGUUUGUUGGGGCGUGCCUGGAUGACCCAAGUCAGUUUGCUAUUGUCACUCAGUACAUCUCUGGAGGAUCGCUCUUCUCCCUGCUUCAUGAACAAAAGAGAACUCUUGAUCUGCAAUCUAAGUUGAUAAUUGCUGUAGACGUUGCCAAAGGAAUGGAGUACCUCCACAACCUCACACAACCUAUCAUACACCGUGAUUUGAACAGUCACAAUAUUCUGCUGUAUGAGGAUGGACAUGCAGUUGUUGCUGAUUUUGGAGAAUCGAGAUUUUUGCAAUCCCUGGAUGAAGACAACAUGACAAAACAGCCUGGGAACCUGCGCUGGAUGGCCCCCGAGGUGUUCACUCAGUGCACGAGGUACACCAUCAAAGCAGACGUGUUCAGCUAUGCUCUGUGUCUCUGGGAGCUGCUAACAGGCGAAAUUCCAUUUGCUCACCUAAAGCCAGCGGCGGCGGCGGCAGACAUGGCGUACCACCACAUCCGCCCGCCCAUCGGCUACUCCAUCCCCAAACCCAUCUGCGCGCUGCUGAUGCGGGGCUGGAACGCCUGCCCGGAGGGUAGACCAGAAUUCUCAGAAGUGGUCACAAAGUUAGAAGAAUGUCUGUGCAACAUUGAGUUGAUCUCUCCAGCUUCCAGCAACAGCAGUGGUUCCCUGUCUCCCUCCUCGUCCUCAGACUGUCUCGUUGCACGUGGAGGACCUGGCCGCAGUCACGUCGCAGCUCUGCGCAGUCGCUUUGAGUUGGAAUACGCUUUGAAUGCAAGAGCUUACGCUGUCUGGUCACAGAGCACUGGGCAACACCUUUCUCAGGGUCUGUCUUUGGAUGACAUGAGAAGAAACUUCCAGUACCCUCCAAUUGACAAAAACGGUUACGUGUCGGAUCCCAUGAGCACCAUGAGGUUUCACUCCUGCAGCAGCAGCUUUGAGGAAAGCAGCUGACAGCACAACGCCUUCCUGCAGAGAGCUGCCAGGACCUGAGCAGCAGGAGUCGGACUGGGCAGCCCAGAACAGAACCACUUCAGCUGCUGGUGGUGAGCAUCCCCAUGAUGAGCUUUGUGCCAUCACCUGCUGCUGCUGCUGAUGUGGAGGAGGCAGGUUCUUUUGGUGCUGUGUAUCUGAUUUUAACAAAGCUUUUACUAAAAUCAUAUGCUUCAGUCUUCCAGUAACAAAAAAAGUAACACAGGCACUCCAAAACAAACCUUUAACCAGAAGGAAAACCUGAAAUGAAGCUGGCUUUGGAAACAGAAUACAGAGCAGGGAAACGGACUGUAGUUACAUCCAUACCAAUAUGUGCCCACUUAUGGCUGCUUUGUACCAUCUCCUGGUAACAUAUCAUUAGCAGACACUUGAAAACAGGAAAAACUUUUAUGGGAUGAAAAGUCUUUACCUGGCCAUGUGCUUGUAAACAACUUUACUGGUAAUUAAAAUAGCU
Messenger RNA from Meleagris gallopavo (turkey), 2623 nucleotides. The record is from RefSeq and is a predicted model, not a curated record. NCBI's taxonomy places the organism in Eukaryota, Metazoa, Chordata, Aves, Galliformes, Phasianidae.